Tripterygium wilfordii is the source of this 1203-nucleotide messenger RNA. RefSeq names its product general transcription factor IIE subunit 2-like. Gene Ontology annotation, biological process: transcription initiation at RNA polymerase II promoter. The coding region runs from base 188 to 973 and encodes 261 amino acids. The transcript has 5 exons. The record is from RefSeq and is a predicted model, not a curated record. Lineage: Eukaryota; Viridiplantae; Streptophyta; Magnoliopsida; Celastrales; Celastraceae. Gene Ontology annotation, cellular component: transcription factor TFIIE complex.
UUGGGUUUAUAUAUAUUUGCGCAAAAGAGGAGACCAGAGAAAGGCAGACGCAGAGGAGCGAAGGUCCUCUUCUCUUUCUCUCUUAAAAAGAAUGGAUUUUUGAUAUAUUCAAUCCAGGUUUACCAAUUUCUAUGCAGAGACGGAUACAGUUGUGUAUAAGAAACAAAAGCAUCCGUCGAUUGACAGCAUGUCGGCCAAAUCCGGAUCUUCCAGGGCAGCAAAAUCAGCUGCGGUGGCCGCGGCAUUGCCGUCAGGUAAUGGGAGAGGAACUGCAGCUGAUGCUGCCAAGUUCUCGAAUAAUACGGAGAGACUACAACACAUCAACAGCAUUAGGAAGGCCCCUGUGGGGGCACAGAUCAAGCGUGUGAUUGGUCUGCUGUUUGAGAAAAGGCAAGCCCUAACACCAGAGCAGAUAAAUGAAGCAACUUUUGUUGAUAUCAAUGCCAACAAAGCUGUCUUUGACAGUUUGCAGAACAACCCAAAAGUGCGUUAUGAUGGCAAGCGCUUCUCGUACAAGUCCAAGCAUGAUCUGAAGGACAAGAACCAACUACUUGUUUUAGUACGGAAAUUUCCUGAGGGGAUUGCUGUAGUUGAUCUUAAGGAUGCUUACCCUACGGUGAUUGAGGACUUACAGGCUUUAAAAGCUGCGGGUCAGAUAUGGCUGCUGUCAAGCUUUGAUUCACAGGAGGAUGUUGCAUACCCAAAUGAUCCAAGGGUACCUAUUAAGGUGGAUGAUGACCUUAAGGAGUUCUUUCGAGCUAUUGAAUUGCCUCUUGAUAUGCUUGACAUUGAGAAAGAUCUACAGAAGAGUGGAAUGAAGCCUGCUACUGACACCACAGCGAGGAAGGCUGCAGCGCAGGUGCAGGGUGGUUCCUCCAAGUCAAAGACCAAGAAGAAGAAGCAUGGGAUUACCAAGAGGACCAAACUCACCAAUGCACAUCUUCCUCAUCUUUUCCUCUUAGAUAAAGACUGAAGAGGAUUCGACUCGGCGAUUGUGCUAUACUUAUUCAUUAUCCUUUUUGCUGUCAAUUGUUUGAAAAUUCUUGCGGGAGUCGACGUCCAAAUAGAGACCCUGGUGUCAUGAAGUUUGAAAGCAAAAUGAAACUUUGUUAGAGCCUGUGAAAGAAUAAUCCAAUUCCAACAUACUUUCCAAAAUGCCCGCACAUUUGUUUAACUCAAUGAGAGGAGAACGGUUUAUACAAA